This is a messenger RNA of Capsaspora owczarzaki ATCC 30864, 1875 nucleotides long. RefSeq lists its product as hypothetical. The transcript has 2 exons. NCBI's taxonomy places the organism in Eukaryota, Filasterea, Ministeriida, Capsasporidae. The record is from RefSeq and is a predicted model, not a curated record. Bases 29 to 1690 code for a protein of 553 amino acids.
CCCAAAUCUUUGAUUCAUCAUCAUCAUCAUGGCUUCUGCUCCACCAGCGCCACCAACGAGCGAGCCGCCGCUCACCGUCGCCGCCGCACUCGCCAAGCACAUUGACCACCAGCGCAAGCUCCUCGUCCGGAUAGAAGCGCUCGAGAAGCGCGACUUCCACGAGCAGAUGCACUUUGAGCGGCUGGUCGAUCAGCUGCACAGUCUGCGGUCGCUGAUUCUGGGCAGCCCUGGUCCCGGCGCUCCAAACCCACAGCAGCACUGGCAGCACCAGCAGCAGCAACACCAGCAGCAGCAACAGCAACGGCAGCCGCAGCCGCAGCAACAGCAGGUCCCCCAGCGACCCCCUCCGCUGCAGUCGAGCGCGUUCGCAGCGAGCGUCCCUUCCUCUGCCGGCCCACCGAGUGCUGCUGCUACUGCUGCUACUGCUGCUACUGCUGCUGGCUCUGCUGGCUCAGAGUCGGGUGGCGCUGUGGGAGGCGCCGUUGGCUCGGAUCACUCGACUUCUACUUUGACCAACGACGCUGCGACCGCUGCUACUCAAGCAACCCCAGGCAACCAGCAGAAUUCAAGCGCACAGACUACUACUUCUACUGCUGCUGCUGCUGCUACCUCUGGACUGUCGGGCGAAGCGUCGUCGUUGGGAACAAGCACCGCGACCAACGCGAGCCAAGCGUCGUACGGAUCAAUUCUUCCGUUCGCUGCUCUCGCUGCUGCACCUGCACCGCGUAGAAAUACGGGCAGCGAUGCCUACAACCAAGGCAAUACAGCGAACAGCAGCGGUGGACUCGGUCCCCGCACCUCGUCGCUGCCAAGCUCCAACAAGCCCACCGCCCAAAGCCAAGGCCAAAGCCGCUCGUCCUCGGUGAGUGCUGCAUCUGCGUCCUCGUUCGUGUCAUCGAGCUCGACGUCGUACUACCACCAGCAGCUGCAGCACCAGCGCGAUUCACAGGCAUACUCCCGGCCGCUGUCAUCAACCGCCUCCCUCUCCAAGCUCGACGAAGAAGAGGACGUGGUUGUUCUUGGUGUUGCGUCCAUCAUGCGAGCGUCCGAGUUUGGCUUGGCGCCGCAGGCCUUUAGCGUCGAGGAGCACACUGUCGAAUCCGUCCCUCACGAAAUCUCCUUCACGGAAGCGGCCGACGUUCCGCCGCAGCAGCAGCAGCAGCACCAACAGCAGCACCAACAGCAGCACCAACACCGCUCUCCGCCAGCAGGUCUUGGAUCCGCUGCCACCCCCUCGGCAGUCUCGAACAGCGCCUCCAUCAAUGACACGGCCGAUUUGCUCCGCUCGCUCACAACGUCGCCGUCCACGUCCACUCGCGGAUCGCCCGUCUCCUUUUUGUUCUCGGGCAACGGCCACGGCGAGGAGAAUGGCAGCGAGCCGCCGCUGCUUGUCAUUCCCGCAGAGGAGUUUACCACGCUGCUCGCUCGGCUGCGCGAUAGCGACAACCCCCGCACGCGCGAAGACAUUACACGCAUCGCUGCCAACAAUUACAUGUUUACCGCCAGGCAGGUCGGCUCGGUGCUUUGCUCGCUCAAGUUUGCCGCAGAAAAGCUUGCCGCCGUGCGUGCCCUUGGUCCCCGCGUCGUCGAUGUCGAGAACGAGUCGGACAUCUUGACCAUGAUGCUCAGCGGCGAGUCCAUCAGCGAUCGGAAUCGGCUUAUUCAAGCGCUGAGUGCGUCCCGCGCGUAACACGAACAAAAACAAAAACAAAAAAAGGCAAAAAACUAAAGUUACGAUGCUGGUUUUUGGUUUCUCUCUUCUGUGACUAGGUGGUGGCUCAAGGUAGCCUGUUAAGUAAUGCUCGGCUCCAUAUUGAAUAAACACAGCGUGUGUCUUUUUCGCCAUGUAACACAUGCAAUAUUCGAACAUUCAAG